GACCCUCCCACCUCUUUCUCACUCCCUCUGGGGAGGAGCCAGCUGCUCUGUGGGCGGGGCAGUGGGCAGCCCUCACCACAUCCUCCUCUUCCUCCUCUUCCUCCCCACCCCUCAUACGCUCUGGGGCAGCGAUGUCGGCAGCGGCUUCUGAGGGACCCACUGGGGGCCCUCUGCCAAGUGACUGAUGGGCUUGGGGUUCAACUGCUUCUCCCUGAGUCUAACCCACAGCCUGCCUCCUGUCUGCCUGGCUAGCCCUUGCCUGCUGUCGGUCCAUCCCUGGUGCAGCCGAUCGGUCCCUGCCCCAAGAUGAUCCUCUUCUGUCCGUGUAUGACCUCUCUGGGACGUGACUGACCACUGCGUGGCCUGCUUGCCCAGAGCCCAGCUCCCAUCUGUCCAGGGGGCAGGUUGUAUCCUGUCUGGUUGAUGACUCGGUGUCGGCUGUGGAUUCCCGUCCUAGAGUCCUGCCUGUCCUCCCACCACACGGAGCUCAGCUGCCCCCCUGGGAGCCCACUGAGCACCCUGAGCUCACGGAAUGGAUGUCUGAGGAAGAAGCGGGAAUAGCAGGCCCGGAGUCAGCAUGCCGCGUGGCUGGGCCGCCCCUCUGCUCCUGCUGCUGCUCCAGGGCGCCUGGGGAUGCUCAGACCUUGUCUGCUACACCGAUUACUUCCGGACGGUCACCUGCUUCCUGGAGACGUGGACCCCCCACCCCAGCAUGCUCACCCUCACCUGGCAAGACCCCUACGGAGAACUGGAGGAUGAGGCCACCUCUUGCAGCCUGCACCGGUCCGCGCACAAUGCCACUCACGCAAAAUACACGUGCCACAUGGAUGUGUUCCGCUUCAUGGCCGACGACAUUUUCAGUGUCAACAUGACAGACCAGCCUGGCAACCGCUCCCAGGAGUGUGGCAGCUUUGUCCUGGCCGAGAGCCUCAAGCUGUCUCCUCCUUUCAACGUGACCGUGACCUUCUCAGAACAUUAUAACAUCUCCUGGAGCUCCGAUUACGACUCGUACGCGCUCAAGGGCAAACUGCAGUAUGAGCUGCGGUACAGGAAGCGGGGAGACCCCUGGACGCAGAGUCCGGGGAGGAAGCUGAUCUCAGUGGACGUCAGGAGCGUCUCCCUCCUGCCCUUGGAGUUCCACCCAGGCGCCAGCUAUGAGCUGCAGGUGCGGGCGGGGCCCCAGCCCGGCUCCUCGUUCCAGGGGGCCUGGAGCGAGUGGAGCGACCCGGUCCUCUUUCGCACCCAGCCAGAAGAGCUCAAGGCAGGCUGGCACACGGACCUGCUCUAUCUCUUCCUGGUCUUCACGCUCCCCAUCCUUGUCUACUUAGGUCUGAAGAUCCGCCUGCCUUGGAGGCUGUGGAAGGUGUGGGUGCAGGUGCCCAGCCCAGAGCCAUUCUUCCAGCACCUGUAUGUGAGCCACAGCGGGAACUUCAAGAAAUGGGUGGGCACGCCCUUCACUGCCUCCAGCCUGGACCUGGGCCCCUGGAGCCCAGGGGUGCCCUCGCCCUUGGAGAUGUACAACUGCUGCCCCCCGCUGAGUGCAGUCCAGGGGCUGGAGACCACGCUGCUGCCCGCGCCGGCGGAUCUGGUGGAAACUGACAGCACCCCUAAGCCCGAGCCCGAGCCCGAGCCCGAGCCCGAGCCCGAGCCGGGCUACUGGGGCCCUGCCCCCUGCACUGGCAGUGCGGGCAGCUCAGCUUACAGCCAGGAGGGGGACCGGCCCUAUGGCCUGGUGUCCAUCGACACGGUGACCGUGGUGGGUGCAGAGGAGCCGUGCGCCUGGCCCUGUACCUGUGGGGAAGAUGGCUACCCAGCCCUGAACCUGGACGCUGGCCUGGAGCCUGGCCCGGGCACCGAGGACCCGCUCUUGGGCCCUGGGGCCACAGUCCUGUCCUGUGGCUGCGUUGCAGCUGGUGGCCCUGCCGGGCUGGGGGCCCCCUUGGGCAGCCUCCUCGACAAACUGAUGCUGCCCCUUGAACAUGAGGCGGGUUGGGCGCCAGGGCCGCCUUGGGGGGGUGGGCCACCCGGAGGGGUGUCUGACAGCGAGGCGGGCUCGCCCCCUGCCGGCCUGGACAUGGACACGUUUGACAGCGGCUUCGCAGGCUCUGACUGCGGCAGCCCCGUGGAGUGUGACUUCUCCAGCCCCAGGGACGAAGGGCCCCCCAGGAGCUACCUGCGCCAGUGGGUGGUCAUGGCCCCUCCGCCUGCAGGGCCGGGGCCCCAGGGCAGCUAGUGAGGCUGCCGGCUGUUCAGAACUGGCCGUGCCCCCGGGCGGCGAGGCAUGGGCGCCUGGGCUGUGGUGGGAAGAGGCCUGCGGCCUUUGGUCUCCCAGGGCCCUGAGCCUGGAGUUGACGCUGUGCGUGUGUGGCUCAGGGCGCACGGCGUGUCUGCGUGUGCGAGCAGCACGCACGGGUGCGCACACGGCGGCAGCCUCCCUCCCUGCCGGGCACAUGGGCUGGCCCCUGGGUCACAUUUGAGAAUCGGGUCCAGUGCUGCCCACGGGCCUCCUGGGACCAGGACACGCCUGUGACAGACACCAAGCCCCGCCCCCGGGACCGGCCCCUCCAGGAGCCGCAGGAAGGCCAUACUGUUCCCGAUCAGGUGUGAAGCCCCGGGGACAGGGAGAGGCCUGUAGCCAGGUCUGAGCCUCACUCUGACGCCUCCUGGCUGUGCCACCUCGGGUGCUGGUCCCCGCUCUGGGCUGGGACUUCCUAUCUGGACAUGUGGAUGGCACGCUGCCCUCGGGGAGAAAUCAGUGCAGUCACCCACCUAGCGCGCAGCCCAGAGCAGACCCUCAAUAAACGUCAGCUUCCUUCCUUCUGAGGCGGGACCGAGGCUUGUGCUGAAGGUGGGUGGGGGCAAGAAAGCAGCCACCGCCUGGGCCUGUGGCCAUCCCCACCCUGCAGA
Molecule: messenger RNA, 2907 nt
Organism: Myotis myotis
Lineage: Eukaryota; Metazoa; Chordata; Mammalia; Chiroptera; Vespertilionidae
Gene: IL21R
Product: interleukin 21 receptor
Exons: 9
Coding region: 578-2233 (551 amino acids)
Biological process (GO): immunoglobulin mediated immune response; cytokine-mediated signaling pathway
Cellular component (GO): external side of plasma membrane; membrane
Molecular function (GO): protein binding; cytokine receptor activity
Source: RefSeq, a predicted model, not a curated record